This is a messenger RNA of Plasmodium gonderi, 714 nucleotides long. Its product is annotated as 50S ribosomal protein L17. Gene Ontology annotation, cellular component: large ribosomal subunit; ribosome. The transcript has a single exon. Bases 1 to 714 code for a protein of 237 amino acids. The record is from RefSeq and is a predicted model, not a curated record. Lineage: Eukaryota; Apicomplexa; Aconoidasida; Haemosporida; Plasmodiidae. Gene Ontology annotation, biological process: translation. Gene Ontology annotation, molecular function: structural constituent of ribosome.
AUGGGAUACACAUCUACGCUAAAAUUUGUUAACCUUGGUGUUAGGAGAAGAUUAUUCCGAAGAGCUCAUAAACAACCACAUCAUAAAUGGGACAGCAUAAAAAACCAACUAAAUGAGUUAUUAAAAUAUGGGAGAAUUGAAACUACAUUAACAAAAGCUAAGGAAUUACAAGGGUAUGCAGAAGAGUUAAUUUAUUUAGCUAAAAAAAAUAAUGCUGAAAAUAAUUUAAAAGUAGAAAGUAUGUUAAGAACAGCACAAGGAAGAAGAAAAUUAUAUGAAUAUUACGUUCCUUUAUAUCGAUAUAGACCUUUUUUUUUUACAAGAGUUAUUAAUCAGUGGAGACUAAGAUUAAGAGAUGCUGCACCUAUGGCAUUUAUUGAAUUUAUUGAUAGGCCAGGAGAAUUAAGACCAGCCAAACCGGUUGGAUAUGACAGAAUUAAAUAUAUAUAUGAGGAAAUGAAGAAAAAUAGAAGAAAUUUUAAACAGUAUUAUCACAUUGCAAAAAAAUUUAAUUUACUAGACGAAAAUGAUCAAUUAAUUUCGGAUUUAAGUAGUUUGAGACAUCUUACCAAGCAGGAUUUGGUAAAAGAGGAAAAAAAAAAAAAAAAAAAAAAAAUUGCCAUAUUUGUCAUAAUAUGUUUUAUCAAAUUGCUUUUCAUCAACCUACAUUUGUGGAAAGUGCCGUGUGUGUGUGUCCUUGAUGUUGAUAUAUAG